Folsomia candida is the source of this 809-nucleotide messenger RNA. RefSeq lists its product as uncharacterized. The record is from RefSeq and is a predicted model, not a curated record. The transcript is spliced from 4 exons. Bases 99 to 773 code for a protein of 224 amino acids. Lineage: Eukaryota; Metazoa; Arthropoda; Collembola; Entomobryomorpha; Isotomidae.
UUGAACAAGAAACCGUAAAACCGUUCACCGUACAUUUCUCUAAAUUAAGUAUGUAUGAUCCCAUAACAGUUCAAUCCUUCGCCUAAAAAUCAACUGAAAUGACUUCUCUCGUACCAACGAUAUUUCUGAUUUUCUCAGGCGCAAGAUUCGGCCUUGGUCAAAUCAGCACCCUUCUUGUGGUCCCUCCAUUCGAUGUCCCUCCUCCCCCUCUUCACACGAAUUGCCACACAUUCGAAAUUUACCUCAACGAUACGACCAUAUCCAGUUUAAACAGGGAAGAUUUUCUGGUUUUGAGACAAACCGCAGUAAUUCUUCCAACUCAGAAUUGCACCGGAAAUAAUAAUUCAACUGAUAAUAAAGCGAUCUGUGCUGAAACUAGGGUCAAGGUCAACCCGGUUAUGAGUUAUGCAAAUUAUCGUGCGUCCGUUAUCGUCUGUAGGAAAUGGUGGGGAGAGAAAACACAAGGAUUAUUAGAUUCGCCCACUCCGAAAGAUCUCGAUACACUUUGCAUAGUUUUCCCCACACGACCCUGGUGUGACCCGAAGACUGUUUGUGGAUGGUACCCCAAGCUGGCCAUGUGUAUCAAGGGCAACUUCAAUUUAUCAUCGACGACAUCAUCAUCCGAACAUGUUUGGUUUAUUGCAGGCAUUCUUAAAAAUUCGAAUUAUACUUUAAGCAAUUGCGACAAAAGGCUUGACGUACUUUUAUCAAACGAUUCGUUUGACAGGUUGAAAAUCGGUAGCAUAAAGAAAAUGUCAAAUAGAAGGAAUUAAAAAUAAAAAGUACAGUUGAAGAGUGGUUUUGGAAAA